AUGCAGAAAUCGACGGCGAUUGCGAUUGCAUCGACGACGAAGAGAUUUCUUCAUCGGAAUCUUCUGCGAAAAGGUAAUCUCGCCGGAGCUUCUCUUCCUUCGUUUAGCCAUUGCGGUUUCUGUUGCUGCUGGGUACGAGCUUAUUCUAGCAUCACUGAUUUCCGAGAGAGAUUAAGCAAAACUCGGCUUCGUGAUAUUAAGCUCGAUGAUGCAAUCGAUUUGUUCAGUGAUAUGGUCAAUUUUCGUCCGAUUCCUUCCAUUGUCGAUUUCAAUAGAUUAUUGAGCGUCAUUGUGAAGAUGAAGAAGUAUGAUGUUGUGAUUUCUCUGGUGAAGAAGAUGGAGAUUUCUGGGAUUCGAUAUGAUGUUUAUACAUUCAAUAUUUUGAUUAAUUGUUUCUGUAGCUGUUUUCAAGUCUCUUUUGCUUUAUCUGUUCUUGGGAAGAUGUUGAAACUUGGUUAUGAGCCUGAUAGAGUCACGCUAGGUUCUGUCGUUAAUGGAUUUUGUCGAAGGAAUAGGGUUUCUGAUGCUGUUUAUUUUGUUGAGAAAAUGGUGGAAUUAGGAUAUAAACCUGAUAUUGUUGCUUAUAAUUCGAUCAUUGAUGGUUUGUGCAAAGCCAGACGGGCGAAUGAUGCGCUCAACUUUUUCGAGGAAAUUGAAAGCAAAGGAAUUAGAAUUAGACCGAAUGUUGUUACCUACACUUCUCUCGUAAAGGGUCUUUGUAAUUCGGGUAGAUGGAGCGAUGCAGCGCGACUGUUGAGUGAUAUGAUCAAGAAGAAAAUUAGCCCUAAUGUGAUCACUUACAGCGCAUUGGUCGAUGCAUUUGUGAAAAAUGGGAAGGUUUUAGAGGCUAAAGAACUGUAUGAGGAGAUGAUUCGAAUGUCUAUCAAUCCUGAUAUUGUCACUUACAGUUCAUUGAUCAAUGGUCUUUGUAUGCAUAAUCGCAUAGAUGAGGCAAGGCAAAUGUUUGAUUUGAUGGUAAGCAAGGGUUGUUUAGCAGAUGUGGUGAGUUAUAACACUCUUAUAAAUGGAUUUUGCAAGUCGAAUAGAGUAGAAGAUGGGAUGAAACUGUUCCGCGAGAUGUCUGAAAGAGGAUUGGUUAGCAAUACAGUCACUUACAACACUCUUAUACAAGGGUUUUUUCAAGCAGGCGAUGUUGAUAUGGCUCAAGAAUUUUUUAGUCAGAUGGAUUCUUUUGGUGUCUCUCCCGAUAUUUGGACGUAUAAUAUUUUGUUAAGUGGUCUUUGUGACAACGGAGAGCUAGAGAAAGCACUGGUGGUAUUUGAAGAUAUGCAAAAGAGGGAAAUGGAUCUUGACAUUGUCACAUAUACUACUAUCAUCCAAGGAAUGUGCAAGACUGGUCAGGUUGAAGAUGCUUGGGGUUUAUUUUGUAGCCUCGACCUCAAAGGAAUGAAGCCUGAUGUUGUAACAUACACUACAAUGAUGUCAGGCUUGUGUAGGAAAGGCCUACAUCGUGAAUUAGAUGCAUUGUAUACCAAACUGAAAGGAGACGGGCUUAUGCUGAAUGACUGCAAACUAUGUCUUGGAGAUGGUGACAUAACCGCAUCAGCCGAGCUUAUCAAAGAAAUGUUGAGCCGGGGCUCUGCACCAUCCUUGCUUGGAGACAUAAAAUCUGAGGGAUGCAAAAAAGUUGUGUCUCUCUUGUAA
Molecule: messenger RNA, 1665 nt
Organism: Arabis nemorensis
Lineage: Eukaryota; Viridiplantae; Streptophyta; Magnoliopsida; Brassicales; Brassicaceae
Source: the annotation of a GenBank genome assembly